ACUGAGUUAUUACAUCGGCGUCUGUCGCACGCGAAGGACGCCUCUUUCACAUAAAUGUUUUUACUUACGUUAAUAUGCGCGUUUGCGCUUACUAAAGCUCAAGCACAAUAUGAUCCUAUCGUGAAUACAGCACAGGGACGGAUACAAGGCUCAUUGGCAGCUGAUGGCAACUACUACGUCUUUUAUGGAUUAAAUUACGCCGGAUCAGUAUCUGGAGAGAACAGAUUCAAGGCGCCGCCUCCUUCGCCUUCGUACCCCGGUAUUUUCCACGCAAUCAACAGCGGUGUGAUAUGCGCCCAUCCCACAUCACGAGGCAUCGUCGGUGUUGAAGACUGUCUGACCCUCAGUAUCCACACUGCCAACCUGACCGCCUCUCAGCCGGUACUGGUGUGGCUGCAAGGUGAAGAGUACACAACUACUGACACUACGCUACGUUCUUUCAAGAAUUUUGCCGAUAGAAAUGUUGUUGUGGUCAAAGUAAAUUACCGCCUGUCUAUCUUUGGAUUCUUAUGUCUUGGAGUACCAGAAGCACCGGGCAAUGCCGGUCUCAAAGACGUUGUUCAAGCAUUGAAAUGGAUAAAAGAUAACAUUGCCGGAUUCGGUGGAAAUCCCAAUAAUGUCAUACUCUUUGGUCACGGAUCAGGCGCAGCGAUGGUUGACAUCCUUACUCUGUCGCCUUCCGCUGAACAUCUUUUCCAUAAGGCCAUAACUCAAAGUGGGUCUGCAUUGUCCCCCGGGGCUAUAGCGUAUAAACCGAUCGAAUACGCUGAAGAGUUCGGCGCUAGACUUGGGAACUUAAGAAAAUCAAGACAAGAAUUAGCAAGACUGCUUACAACAACAGAUAUAAGUUUAUUAGCCACCGUUCUCACACAAUUUGAAUUCUUCAACAACACAGCUUUGUUCGCUCCCUGUAUUGAGAAUAAUGUUGACAGUAACAACACCAUUAUUGCCGAAGCUCCGAUUAAUAUUAUUCGUUCUGGUAAAUACAAUCAUGUGCCUUAUUUGUCUGGAUACACGAACAAAGAAGGAACAAUAAGAGCUGAAGAAGCAGCUUACAAGCGAUGGUUGAACUGGAUGCAGACAAAUUUCGAUAACUUUAUCCAAGUAGAUUUAGAUAUUUCAAGGAAUUCAAAUAAAACUGCUAUUGUUCGAUCGAUACGGGAAUUCUAUUUCGGACAAAGAAUGAUUGAUAUGGCCACUAUCGAAAAUUAUUUAGAUUACCAUGGAGAUACAAUGAUCCUAGUGUCAACUAUUAGAGGAGUAAGAGAGAGAGCAAUAACUUCUAAAGCUGCAGUAUACCUUUACGAAUUUGCUUACACAGGAGCGUUAAAUUCUGAUUGGCCCUUGCCGCAGAUACCACUGACUGGUGUGAGGCAUGGAGGACUUUUGAAGUACCUGUACAAUUUCAAUUUAACUCGAGCUGAUGAAUUUAUGAUGGAAACAAUUAUGGAUCGUUAUUUAGCAUUUAUUAACAAUGGGACACCCGCUAUUCCGAACACCGCGUUAUGGGAACCUAUAUCAAACUUCAGAUUGCCAUAUUUAAUGCUAAAAGGUGGUGAAUUUGCACCAAAUAUGUCUACGUCUAAUGUAUACCAGGGUUUCAAUCCCCAUGAAAGGACUAUGACAUUCUGGAACGAAAACUACGCGAGAUUGUACGUUGCUCCAUCUCCAGUAUCGUCAGCGGCGAAACUCAUGAGUUUAUUCCUUCUUAUGGGUCUAUCUCAACUAUUGUUAAAUGUAUUUUAAACGGAUAUUUAGUGUACAGUUGAGGACAUUUAUUUCCUACCCGUCUGUCAUUUUAAAUGUUAAAUUUUUAUUAAAGCUGGAGUAUAGUAUGCUGUACUAUACCCGAUCCAAUGUGGAA
Molecule: messenger RNA, 1864 nt
Organism: Papilio xuthus (Asian swallowtail)
Lineage: Eukaryota; Metazoa; Arthropoda; Insecta; Lepidoptera; Papilionidae
Product: venom carboxylesterase-6-like
Exons: 3
Coding region: 55-1746 (563 amino acids)
Source: RefSeq, a predicted model, not a curated record